AUUUUAAUAGUGGAACAGUCCCGCAAGCUCCUAUUCCAACAGUGGACUAGUCCUACCUAUUGCAUGAUGGGACAUAUCCUGUGCAGUGGGAAAAUCAAAAUGGCUGCCGAUCGAUCGAAACGGUACCAAAAGAUCGAUUUUCUUGGCGAAGGACAGUUUGCCACUGUGUACAAAGCAAAGGACACCAAAACAGGACAGAUAGUUGCUGUGAAAAAGAUCAAGUUGGGGCAAAGAGCUGAAGCUAAGGAUGGCAUUAACAGAACAGCACUUAGGGAAAUCAAGCUCCUUCAAGAACUCAGUCACACAAACAUAAUAGGGCUCUACGAUGUGUUUGGGCACAAGUCGAACAUCAGUCUUGUGUUUGACUUCAUGGACACAGAUAUGGAGGUUGUUACUAAGGACACCAGCAUUGUGAUGACAGGACCACACAUUAAGGCUUACGCCAUCAUGACAUUAGAGGGGCUGGAAUAUCUGCACAACAACUGGAUAUUACACAGGGACUUGAAGCCCAACAAUCUCCUGGUGAACAGCCAGGGAAUUCUGAAGAUCACAGAUUUUGGUUUGGCCAAAACAUUUGGCAGCCCAAACAGGGUCUAUACACACCAGGUGGUCACUAGGUGGUAUCGAGCCCCCGAGCUGCUGUAUGGAGCUAGAAUAUACGGUACAGGAGUGGACAUGUGGGCGGUGGGCUGUAUACUGGCUGAACUCCUGCUCAGGGUUCCUUUCCUUCCUGGGGACUCAGACAUCGACCAACUUAGCAAGAUUUUUCAGGCGCUGGGAACUCCCUCUGAGGACACCUGGCCUGGCAUGAAGUCCCUUCCAGACUACAUUGAGUACAAGCAGUUCCCAGGUACACCCCUGAAAGACAUCUUCACUGCAGCGGCUGACGACCUGAUCUCACUGCUGGGGAAACUGCUGUGUCUCAACCCCUCACAGAGAUACAACUGUUCUCAGGCCCUACAGAUGCCAUAUUUCAGCAACAAGCCGGGUCCGACACCCAACCCCCAGCUUCCCCUCCCAUCCGGAACAUCUGCAGAGAUCCUCAUGGAAGACCACAAGGUCAAAGUCGGGGUGAAGAGGAAGCUACCGGCCGACAGUGACCCAACACUGAAGAAGAAGCUGGUAUUCUGAUCUUCCACCAAAGGAUGCAAUAGGACCAAUGCCUUAUGAUUCCUCAGCACAUGAAAGUCAGGUAUUUUAUAAUUAUCUAUAAGUGCUCUGUUGGCACAUUGUGCAAUGAGACACUGCCCAGGAAAAAUACUUAUUAUAUAAUAAGUACAUGUUUAUCAUGUGCUCUAUCUUUUCGGGUGCCAAUGAACUGUAUAUCUCGAGCAAUAUUGCUACAUGAAACUAAGUUAUAUAUCAGUAUAAAAUGUGUGCAUCUAUGAUGAUAUGGUUUGUUGGGAAAAAGAGAGAAGUGGAAAUUCAUACAUUUGAAAUUAUCAGAACUGAUUUCAUAAUUAUUAAGAAAUGUAAGCAUAAGCAGUACGCCAGGAUAUUGAAUUAUAAAGAAUUGUGCACAAUUUUUUCGGCAGCAAUUUAUAUCAGCACCUCAUCAGGGUAAAGAUGAUUUUGGAUUGUUUGUAUUUUUUUCUUUGUACAAUAGUUUUGUGACACUUUUAGUUUGUUGUACUGUGUGUACAACUAUGUUUUCUUGGUCACAAUGAAUCAAUCAUAUGAAUGAGAGGUUUAAGAAAUAGUAUUUGAUUUAGUAGCAAAUUUGUGUUACGUGAAAUACAAAAAAAAAUGUAAGUUAUGCACUUGUACUGUCUUGUAACACUAACACCACUGUUGUCUUUUAACAACAGUUACUUGUAACUACAUUAAUUCCAAGGUCCGAAUCCGGUAUUUCAAUUUCCAUGUGGUUACCCAAGUUAUCAGCUGGUCCGGAACACCUGCAUUGAACGUUACUACAGAUACCACCAUAAAGGCUACUGUACUGUAAUGUACAGUAACUGUAAGAGUAACUACAGAGAACACUUCCAAAUCAUGUAAGAAUGUAAAACACCAUUUUUUAUUGUCACUGACCACAAUACUGACUGGGGUACAAAUAUUAACUGUACACUAUGUGUAAUAGUGUAAUGGUCCAUACAAGAGUAACAAACAUGUUAAAAAUUGAAGAACGCUUAAAUUGCUAGAUGGUUACAAAAUGUAGGUGAUUUCACACUUUUGUAUUUAAGGACAAAAGUGUCCAGAUACAAUGUAUUAUACAUGUUAGUAAACAUGGAUGAUAAACAAUAAAGCCAUAAUUUUUUUUCAUGUCCAAA
This is a messenger RNA of Branchiostoma floridae (Florida lancelet), 2267 nucleotides long. Its product is annotated as cyclin-dependent kinase 7-like. The record is from RefSeq and is a predicted model, not a curated record. Gene Ontology annotation, biological process: protein phosphorylation; positive regulation of transcription by RNA polymerase II. Gene Ontology annotation, cellular component: cytoplasm; transcription factor TFIIH holo complex; nucleus. The transcript is spliced from 12 exons. Gene Ontology annotation, molecular function: RNA polymerase II CTD heptapeptide repeat kinase activity; cyclin-dependent protein serine/threonine kinase activity; ATP binding. NCBI's taxonomy places the organism in Eukaryota, Metazoa, Chordata, Leptocardii, Amphioxiformes, Branchiostomatidae. The coding region runs from base 64 to 1131 and encodes 355 amino acids.